Chenopodium quinoa (quinoa) is the source of this 3218-nucleotide messenger RNA. Its product is annotated as BTB/POZ domain-containing protein At2g30600-like. Bases 421 to 2838 code for a protein of 805 amino acids. Lineage: Eukaryota; Viridiplantae; Streptophyta; Magnoliopsida; Caryophyllales; Amaranthaceae. The transcript is spliced from 12 exons. Gene Ontology annotation, molecular function: protein binding. The record is from RefSeq and is a predicted model, not a curated record.
AGUGUCUAAAUUGUCUUGUAGUGGGUUUUGUGAUGCUAGAAGUUUCUGGGUUUUUUGUUAGCAUCAUAAUUUCUUUAUUCAGAAUUGUAUUCCAUGUCAAUUAUGCACCCGGGUGUAUCUAGAGUUAAUUAUAUCGAACACCAUAUAAAAUCGACGCUUAAUUUGUACCUAAAGUUAACUAUAUCCAUCAUCCUAUAAAAUAGAUACUCUUCAUUUGUACUAUAAAAGCCUUUUGGAAGCUUUCUGUUUUAUGUAUGCCCAUAAAUUUUCAUUCUCCUUUGCCUUUAUGCUCUCCUAUACAUGAAAUUAUUCUAGCUUAUGUAGUGAGCUCAAUUUAGUUUAAUUUUCUCUCAUAUUUGAUUGAUUGCUUUGCAUAAUGUAGUUGAGUCUGAGUGAUACAAAGCUAGUGAAUCCUAAGAGAUGAUUGAGAAAAGGCAGCACAAGUUCUUGACUGUUGCUCCCUUUGAGUGUGCUUGGCAAAAGGACUUUAAGUUUAAAGAGGCGGGGCGGGGCUGUGUGGUUUUCGAAGCAUUUGCUCGGAAUGAUGUGACGGUUGUGUUUCGGGAGAAUGUAGGGAGUCAACACUAUCAUUACAAAACUGACAGCAGUCCUCACUACACUGUUGUCUUGGGAAGCCAUAGGAAUAGGAGAUUGAAGAUUGAGGUGGACGGUAAAGCUGUGGUCGAUGUCGAAGGUGUUGGACUUUGUUCUUCAGCUGCUUUCCAAAGCUAUUGGAUAAGUAUUUAUGAUGGGUUGAUUUGCAUUGGAAAUGGGAGAUACCCAUUUCAGAAUGUUGUUUUUCAGUGGCUUGAUUCGAACCCAAAUUGUAAUGUUCAAUAUGUCGGGCUGAGCAGUUGGGAUAAACAUGUUGGGUAUAGGAAUGUAAAUGUAUUGCCUCUGACACAGAACCAUAUAUCCCUAUGGAAGCAGCUGGAUUCUAGAGCAUAUAAUGAAGAAGAAGAAAAUGAAGAGGAUUAUGAGGAAUCUAUGUGUAAUGAUGAUAAGUGGGGAUUAGCGAAUUUUCUCGAGAGCUGGGAGCUUUCCGACGUGCUUUUCCUUGCAGGAAUAGAUGAAAGGCCUGUUCCAGCUCACAAGGUCAUCUUGGCAGCAGCUGGUAACUUUCACUUUGCUCCAGAUGAAGAUAUCAUUCAGCUUCAAGAAGUUGGCUAUCCAAUCCUGCAUGCAUUUCUCCAGUAUAUCUAUACUGGCCAGAUCUGGGUUUCAGAGUCACAACUUGGGCCUUUGAGGGAUAUCAGCUUACAAUUUGAGGUCAUGCCAUUGGUGAAGCAAUGUGAGCAGAUUAUGGAACGUUUCAAAACAAAUAAAAAAUUGUUUGAUUCCGGAAAAAAUGUUGAAAUUUGCUAUCCAAAUUGUCAAUCCCUUCGUCCGACGGUGUUCCCCAAUGGGCUGCCUCUCAAUGUGAGUAGAAUUAAGGAAUUCUAUUCAACUGGUAACUACAGUGACUUGGAGAUUUAUGUUGAGGAUUAUGGAUUUGUUGCUGGCACCCAUAAGAUAAUAAUCAGUUUGUGGAGUGUUCCGUUUCUGAAGAUGUUCACAAAUGGAAUGAGAGAGAGUGCUUCCACAAAUGUUCAUCUGAGGGAGGCAUCACCAGAAGCAAUGAAAGCAAUGCUCGAUUACAUGUAUAGUGGGGAGCUUAAUAUGGAAGAUAUUAAAGAUAAUGACACCUUGUUACUCCAUGUUCUUCUAUUGGCUGACAAAUUUGGCAUCACACACCUCCAGCAAGAAUGCUGCAAGAUAUUGCUAGAAUGCCUCUAUGAGGAUUCCGUGUGUCAAAUACUUCAAGUCAUUUCAUCAGUUCCAUCUUGUAAAGUAAUUGAAGAGUUCUGUAAGAGGAAAUUCUCAAUGCAGUUUGAUUAUUGUACCACCGCAAGCAUGGAUUUUACUUCGUUAAAUGAGGCCACAUUCAGGAACAUUCUACAGAAUCAAGAUUUGACAGUGACGUCAGAGGAGAGGGUUCUGAAUGCAAUCUUGUUAUGGAGUAUGAAAGCAAAGGAAUAUUAUGGAUGGGAUGCUGUGGACGUGUUCUUGAUUCAUUCAACUCCAGAGGUUCUAUUUGGCCAGAGGCUUGAUUCAUUGAACCACUUAUUGCCACUUGUCCGGUUUCCUCUGAUGCCAUUUGAGCUGCUAAAGAAGUUGGAGAACUCUAACCUUAUGAUGUCAAUCCCUGCUUUUGCAAAUCUAGUGAAGGAAGCUAUAGAUUAUGCAAACUUUGGUGUCACCUGGACAGAUAUUGAACCAAACCCGCGAUUUCACCACCGGCGUUCUAGUUACAAAGACUUGCAAUAUAUAUGUGAUGGCGAUAGCAAUGGGGUUCUAUAUUAUGCGGGGACGUCAUAUGGGGAACACCGCUGGGUGAAUCCAAUGCUCUCCAAGAGGAUUACCAUAACUGCCAGCAGCCCUAUGUCAAGGCUUAGUGACCCAAAGGUUCUGGCAUCAAGGGCUUACCAGGGUACCUCGUUUUCUGGACCUCGGUAUGAGGAUGGGAGGAUUUGCUCUUGGUGGAUGGUUGAUGUUGGUGAAGAUCAUCAGCUCAUGUGCAACUACUAUACAUUAAGACAGGAUGGUUCACGGACAUUUAUCAGGCACUGGAAUCUUCAGGGCUCUUUGGAUGGGGAGCACUGGACGAAUCUACGGGAACACAACAAUGACCAGAAAAUAUGCAAGCCUGGCCAGUUUGCAUCAUGGCCUGUGAUUGGUCCCCAAGCUCUGCUUCCCUUCAGAUUCUUUAGGGUAUUCUUGACUGGCCCCACCACUGAUCCCACAGAACCGUGGAAAUUUUGCAUUUGCUUCCUCGAACUUUAUGGCUACUUCCGCUAGGUUUUACUGUUUUAGGAUUCGUAGGAUGUAGUUGUGCAUCUCACCAUGUAUACCAUGCUUUACAACGUCUUGUGUAUUGAGAUUGAUCGUGCCUUCCUUGACAUGUUUUUUGCUUACAUGCCGUUGUGUGAAGUAUGGAAUAAGAAUUAACCAUUUCCGCUCUUAUUAAGCGAUGAGGGUCUUGAGAGAAGGUGCAAGGGCAUUGUUGCCUUUCUUAGGGUGUUAGUUAUCUCAUGUCCUAUGUAUCAUGGUUAAAGCCAGUGCCAACCUGCACCUAUUUUCGUGUCAUUUUGCUAGUUGAAUUAAUGUAUUAAAAUAGCAUUAUUUUUGCAUAUUUCUGUGAUUACGGAGCACUUAGUAGAUGAGUAUGUUGAUCUUUA